This is a messenger RNA of Rhagoletis zephyria (snowberry fruit fly), 3925 nucleotides long. RefSeq names its product lysine-specific demethylase lid-like. The record is from RefSeq and is a predicted model, not a curated record. Gene Ontology annotation, biological process: positive regulation of DNA-templated transcription. Gene Ontology annotation, cellular component: Set1C/COMPASS complex. Lineage: Eukaryota; Metazoa; Arthropoda; Insecta; Diptera; Tephritidae.
AUGCUUUUUAGUUAUGCUAUUGUUCGCACCCGCUCUGACAAUAACCAGGAAGCAGCUCAAUAUAAACUUACAAUGGAGGAAUUGGAAUUGUUUGUGCAGGAAAUCGAUAAUUUAUGCUGUAUUAUAGAGGAGGGCACAUCUGUGAGAGAAUUGCUUGUCCUAGGCAAACAGUUUUUGGAACGUGCAAAUUCCUUAUUGAGCCGAUCAAUUGAUUCGUUGGAGGAGCCUGAAGUAGAGCAACUAAUAAGUGAAGGUAACUCGCUCAGAAUAGAAUUACCUCAGAUGAAUCGGUUGUACAUGCGUCAAAGGCAGUUGAAGUGGUAUAAACGUUCGCAAGGUAUGCGAAAUCCUUCUACCAAAUUAACUUAUAGUGACAUAAAAAACUUACUGGCCAGCGCAACAACUGAAUUAGAUCCAACUGAUCCAAUAAUUGACAAAGAAAUGCGUAAACUGCAGGAGAUUGGAGCCGCAAUUGAAGCAUGGGAAAAGCAGGCGGCUCGCUAUUUCCGGUGUACUACGCAACAACAUGAGCUAGCCGACAUUGAGCUGUUUCUCAAAUCAGCUGCAGAAAUAGAUGGUCUGGUGCCAUCAUUCGUACUACUUAAAGACGCGUUACGUAAAGCUAAAGAAUGGUUACUUUCAGUAGAACAGCUGCAAACAAACGACCAUUUCCCCUACUGUCAUACUCUACAAUCAAUUGUGGACCGUGGCAGGAAUAUUCCAAUUCAGCUUGAGGAGUUGAAACGUAUGCAAGGUCAUUUAAAUAGUGCACAUGAAUGGAAAGACAACACCGCUCGGGUGUUUUUGAAAAAGCAAACAUUUUACACUUUACUUGAGGUUUUAAUGCCCCGCUCUGACGCUGUCAUAAUUGACUCAGAUUUAAAACAGCCAUUUGAGGAUGACUUUGUAAAGGAAAUGAAUCCUGCACAAAUAGUAGACUCCUUCAAGAAAGCUGAAGAGAAAGAGUUACGCGAUAUGCGCGAACUAAGACGUCAAAAUAUGUCCAAAAAUCCUUUGAAAGAUUUGUAUUGCCUAUGUAAAAAUCCGUUUCAAGGAGUUAUGUAUAAUUGCCAGUUGUGUCGUGAUUGGUUCCACGAGGAUUGUGUACCACCGCUUUUAGGAAAUUCGGGUCCAUCCUCAGGUAUUAGUUAUAUUUCCCGGUCCAAGUGGCUCUGCCCGUCGUGCGUGCGGUCCAAGCGACCUCGGCUGGAAAUUAUCCUUCCACUUCUUGUAUCACUACAACGUUUACCUAUACGUUUACCAGAAGAUGAAGCACUGCGCUGUCUCGCUGAACGUGCUAUGAAUUGGCAAGAUCGUGCUCGAAAGGUACUGACUAGUCCUGAUGUAACCGCCGCUUUCGAAGCUAUUUUAGUGCACCAGCGAAAGCAAAAACAGAAAGCAGCUUGCGUUACUGGAGUAUUGGAUGGAAAUAAUUUUCGCAAGCAACAUCGACGGAGAGGCAAUCGCAAUUCCAAGGAUACCGCUGCCACUUCUGAUAACCCAGAUAGUACUGAUGAUGAUGAGGAGGGUCGCCUGCAAAUUGUUGAAGAUACUUUUAGCAAUGAUGAAGAGGAUCUGCUAAAUUUAGAGCCCAAUCCACAUCUCGAGCUACAACAACUUUUGUCUGACAGCGAAAAGGAAAAUCUAAUUGAUUUAAUGAUGGAAGGUGAUCUCCUUGAAGUUUCACUAGAUGAAUCAUAUGAGUUAUGGCGUAUAUUGGCAGCUAUUCAGCCAUUGUGUGUAGACGAAGCAGUUGCACUCCAAAAGCAACAUCAAAUGCAACAUAAAAAAUCUUUGCAAAAUGUAUGCAGCGUUCAUUCAGCUGGCGAAGAUUCGAAUGACAGUCUAUUAGUACAAAGCAGUCCUAACAGCAAUAGUGGUAGUAUUAGUGGCCGAAACUCUACCAGUGGUAAUAAAAAACGACGGUCGUUAGAUCUAAUUAGUAGCAGUUGUCCACUGCCGCGCAAAAAGACUGCAACACCUAAUAAAUCUUAUAAUUCUUCUUCUAAAAAGUCUACACGAAAAUCAACAACGGAUACAAAUACUAAGCAACCACAACUUGAUGACGUUUCUGACAGUAAACACUCAAAUGGCGGGAGCGCUUACUUAGCCGCGAACACAUUAUCCGGCCAGAAAAAACGCAAACGUGUGGGAACUAAUGCAAACAACAGUGGUAAUGUAGUCGGUCAAAAAAAGCAGUCGCAACGUAAUCAAAUGGCACAGCAAGAAGACGAUGAAGAAGAAUGUCGCGCAGAGAAUUGUCAUAAACCAACUGGUCGUGAAGUUGAUUGGGUUCAGUGUGAUGGGGGCUGCAAUGAGUGGUUUCAUAUGUUUUGCGUUGGGCUCAAUCGUAGUCAAAUAAAAGCAGAUGACGAUUAUUUCUGUAUACGUUGCACAAGAACUAUGGGAAAAACCACAGUCACAGAAAGUGCCACUAGCAACAGCAUCGUGUCUGUACCUGGUACCCCUACAACGUCCAUUGUCAGUCCAAAUAUUGGCACAAACAGUAUCAUAGCAGAGACACCAGGAACAACCACACCGCAACAAGUGUCAACACAACCCACAGGUUCCGCGUCGAAGGGUCGAGCACAAUUGGCACGUUAAAUCAAAUCGCAAAUAUAAUUUAUAUAUUUUAAAUGAAAAACUCUAGUGCUGUAGAUUUGUAUGUUACUUCCACUUUCGUUAUCCAUAAAAGAAGAACUCCGAGUAAACUUGCAUUUUAAUAGGUUCUGUACCCAAAAUUACGUAGAUGUUAGUACUCUUUCAAAAGAUUUGCACUCAUGUAUGUUAAGAAAAAAGAGCCCUUUUGUCGGAGCGCGAGUAGGAAAAAUCGACUAGAAGUAAGACUUUAUUUUCCUUUAAUAUUUGGAUUUGAAGUGAGUUUACCAAGGAUAUUGGUAAAGUGUUUUUAACUGAUUUAAAUGACCAAAAAUAGUUUGUUCUUACUGCUGGCAUUUACAAAAUUAAAUUUAUUUUUAAUAUGGUGUUGAAAAGUUAGUUCCCAAAAUUGAGUGAACAUUCCCAGCUGUUUUUAACCGACUUUAAAAAGGAGUAGUUUGUCAAUUCAUCAGGAUAUUUUUUUAAGAAUGUUACCGGAUAACUUUACACGGCGUGAACUCAUACUAAUUUGGUUAAGUUCGAUCAUUGCAUCAAGAAGAAACUAACGGUAGUCCUAAAUUUGUAUGAGAAUUGAAGCCUUACUUACUUCUAAUUCCGUAACUUACAUGUAGGUCGUUCAGCCCCACUGUGUAGACUAGUUGAAAUUCUAAAUAGAAGUUUUACUAAAUAUUUGAAAUUAUAAUUAAUAUUUUUGGAAAGAUAUCGGAUUAAUCCAAAUUACUCGUUUGUAAAAUCGCAUCUUCACCACAACAGUCAAAUUCAGUGAAGUUAGUUUAGUUUACUAAUGGUAUGAAUACUUUAUAAUCAAAAAAAUAAUGAUAAUAAAAAAUAUUCUGAAAAUACUGAACGACUUUCUUCCUUAGUAAAUUUACUUGCCUCCAGAAGCAUCGCUCCAUCCUUUGUAAGGCCGAUUAGGCAGCAUUUGUACUCCUAACAUAAGCGAAUGUUCCAGAAGCCGACUUUAAAUCGCUUCUUUUUAUGAAAAAAGGCUUCACAUGCAAACACAUUUUGCAAAUUUAGAAUGUUUGUGAAAGUUAUAAAAAGGGUUGAACAAUAAUUUAAAAAUAACCAAAUUAGCUGCUCUACUAUUAAAACUUUUUCAAUAUACAUGCCUUGACUAGCAAAUUACACAAACAAUUUUUAUUCCGAUUUGAAUAAUAAAACGCAGCAUAUAUAAUUAAAUGGAAAUAUAUUUUGUUGCCUUUAAUGAUGCAAUAAUAAAAGAUGUGCGUUGGAAAGUUGCUUAAACUCCCUAAGAAACCUCAAUUUGCCUCUUUUGGAAAUUACUUUUAACUUUACAGCGAAA